AAAAUUACUCUUAUUAAGUUAAACGCCAUAAUUUUGACAGAUGAACUGUUGUUUAAUGGCAUAUUAUGGCCACUUUCAAAUCUUACAAAGUAACGCCAUUUUACAUAUGUUAAAAUGAGGGUAUCGCGUCUGUAAUGCUUUAAGAGACAUACAUGAUCACAACGUUAAAAACAGAGGCUUGAUUAAGGUUUAAUACUGAAGCCGCACGGUAGUUAUGAAGUGUGAGUGUAACUUUCAGAAGCGCAAGCUUAACUGACACGUGUGAAAUGUAAAUUUGACUUCAAUUAUUACGAGUUAUUUUUGACAGCGAUCUUACUCCAUUAAGUAGUUUUAGGUAAGCCUGUGUGUAAGAAACACAACUAAAACUACACUUCCCAAGACACACGCGACCUCCGUGACACAAUUAACACGCGACGAUGUUUACGUCAUAAGGAAAUCAUAAACUGGCGGGCAGAGUUUGAAAAACGAAUACACAAUAGGGCGUGGCUAUAGCCGUUCUUUGAAAAGAAGAGGAAAAAAUAAGAAUGGCUGAAGCGACGAGACAGCGGCGAAGAAAUGAAUCAACACCAACGCAACAAAGCAGUGAACUUUCCAGGAAUCAAAGAGUGCAGAGUCUGCAAGAUACUGCUUCUUCACAGCCAGUAGCUUUUGGGACUCGUGCAAGAUGUACACCAGUGAAGACCGAACUUAAUCAGAGCUUAAGGAAAAGGCACUUGCCUCCCCCAGAAUCAAAUUUGAAAAUGUCUACAAGGAAGCAAAACAAAAGAGCUAAUUGCAGCAGAAAUGGAGUAGAAAUGUUGGAAAAUCCUAACCUGAAACAAGAAAAAGGAGGGAAGUUCGAAAUUCCCAACUUAGAACAACAUAAGGCGGAGUUUACUAAAGAAAACUGUGGCAAGGGAGAGAUUGGUGGAGAGUCUGAAAACUGCAGCUCUGACUGUAGGACAGACCGUUCAGAAGAGUAUCUUGAGGAUCGAGAGUUGAAAUGCUUCAAAUUGGCACAAAAGACUGAAAGUCAGUCUCAGACUGUUAUCUCAGAGAAGCAGAAUGAUUUGAACAGCAUGGUGCAGGAGGCAGAAGGGCAAUCUGGCAGCUGCAGAUCUCUGCCAGAGGCAAGGAUGCAGUGCCAAGGCCACGUCUCUGAAUUGGAGGCAGGAAAGCAAUGUCAAGACUCCAUACUAAUCGAGGAGUCUUCUGAAAGACAAAAGUCGCCAAAAGAAGUGAAGGAAUUAAACAAAUGUCCUGAUCUGGAGGAGCAUGAGGGAGUACAUUCAACUGUGAAUAGUACUUUCCAAAAUGCACAGUGUUCAAACGCUUCCUCAGAAGGAGAGAGCUCUUCUGGCAAAGUUACAAAGAUGGAGUCCAUUUUGGCUGCUGCCAUGCCUGACCCAAGAUCUCAUGGAAUCACAAGUCCACCUAACAGGAGGAAGUCCUGGAGGAAAUCUAUCAGCAGGUCUCUGCCAACAUUCCACAAAGAAUCGUCUGAUCAUCAAGAACUCGGUAAUGAUAUUGGGCAGGAGCUGCCAGAGGACCAGAGGUUCGCCAGACUUCUGCAGGCCUCUUUUGAGUAUGCAUUGGAGAAGCUAAAGAAUUCUGUGAUGUCAGAGCCAGAAAUUGACCUGCACGUUCUUAAUUCAAACGUUUCUUCUAUAACUAAAGAUGUCAAGUGGUUGCUGAACAACAUGCAAAAAGCAGGAAAGUUUGAGAAGGUGACGCAGAAGCCACCAGAAGAAUUGUGUUCUGAUCCAGAGAUAAGAAAAACCAUGGAGAAUUUAAGCAUUGCUGCCAAGAGUUUAAAAUUGGAGUGUGUAGCCUGGGAUAAACUUCUGAAAAGACACAAGGAAUUAUCUGAAGAGAAAAACCGGGAGUUGGAGCAAGCGAAGAUCUCUGGUGUUACAUGUGUGCUGCCAGCUGGAGUGGAAUCUUCCCAGAGUCGAGUAUUAAACAGCAAACCAGAUUAUCAGAAAUUGCUGGAUAGUCAACGAUUUAUGAUACAAAGCGCUGAGACUCUGAUGGAUAAACAUAGGAUUACAUUAAGAGGUCUAAUCACAUUUCAAAAUCAUGUGGAAACAACACUGAAGAAGGUUUCUGCUCAACUCGGUAAACAAGCUUUCCCAGAGCAGGGGUGGUCUCAACUGAAAAAUCUGGCCAGGUUGCCUAAAGUUAUAUGAACUCUACAGAAAAUAGAACAUUUUAUGAAGCCUGGGUUUAAGUUUACAUCCCUAUCUGUCAAUAAACACCUGCUAUACAGAGGACCGGUAUAUAAAAAGCUGGGACUUUUCAUGGGA
Molecule: messenger RNA, 2285 nt
Organism: Polypterus senegalus (gray bichir)
Lineage: Eukaryota; Metazoa; Chordata; Cladistia; Polypteriformes; Polypteridae
Product: kinetochore-associated protein DSN1 homolog
Exons: 12
Coding region: 525-2168 (547 amino acids)
Biological process (GO): cell division; mitotic sister chromatid segregation
Cellular component (GO): MIS12/MIND type complex
Source: RefSeq, a predicted model, not a curated record